CGCGCAGCCUGUCCGGUAGGAUGGGACCAGAGCAGUAGCCACAUAUCCGUGCAUGCCUGACCGCUAGACUACUUCCUGGAUGAAAGAAUGGGACAUUUCCAGCACCACUUUUCUGCUUCAGCCUCCGUCUCGCUGACGCCGCGGAUAAUCACUUAAUAAUGACCACGUAUGAUCAAUAAUAUUCGACCACUUUUUCCUGUAGUUAAAGACAGCGAUUGAUUGCCGAUUGACCCCUCUACACUUCGGGAAUGUCGCUAUCUGGAAGCCUGCAGCAGACACGGAGGAGUCCAACAACAGAUUUUGAAUUGUUUUCGUUUUGCCGUAGUGAGCUUAACGCUUUAUUCCUCGAAGCUACGAGCAGCCUCUGCUCACACUGGAGGCGAGAAAAUUUGUCUUUUUGAAAGCAGUGACUGUAUCCUGUGACCGCCAACCAUUACUUUGAUGCUCUGCCUUCGUGGCCGCUGUUCCAACUUCGUUCCAGCUUCGGUAGUGUGUAUGUGAUUCUUUUUUAAGGAGGAGAAGAAGAAAAGACACGCAAACUUAAUCACCCGUUGCCUUCUUGUUGCUCUCGAUGAGUAGUCUAACAUGCGGAAAAUACGGGAACCGAGUUACUGGUGGAUUUUAUCCUUAAUGUUUUUAACCUUGCCCGAACACAAAGACUGUCAACCUGUUGCAUCGGGUGACCAAGCUCACCUCACUGGAGGCAGCCAUGCUGGAAAUACAGGCGUAAUGAGGGAGAGGAGGACAGCUGGUGACCCCUACUGGUCCUAUUCAGGAAGCCAUGGACCCCGAGGCUGGGCAGCCUUAUACCCAGAGUGUGCUGCAAAGAACCAGUCACCUGUGGACGUUGUAGAUGAACAUGCUUUGGUUUCAGAGGAGUACCAGGAGUUGGAACUUGACAAGUUCAACGUUGAGUCCUCCAACCAGACCACCAUGAAAAACACUGGAAAGACAGUUGCUGUGCUCCUGAAGGACGAUUACUUUGUGAGAGGUGCUGGACUGCCAGGCCGCUUUAAGGCUGAGAAGAUGGAGUUUCACUGGGGCCAGAGUAAUGGAUCAGCAGGCUCUGAACACAGCAUCAAUGGCAGAAGAUUCCCUGUAGAGAUGCAGAUCUACCUUUACAAUUCAGAUGACUUUGACAGCCUCGGCGCUGCCAUCAAGGAAAGACGCAUCAUUGCUGCCAUGGCCGUCUUCUUUGAGCUGGGGCAAAAAGACAACCCAGCUGUGGACCCAAUCAUCCAGGGAUUGAAAGGAGUAGUACAUCAUGAAAAGGAAACCAACCUCAGGUCAUUCAUCUUGAGGGAUCUGCUGCCAUCAUCAGUGGACAGUUAUUACCGAUACACCGGCUCUCUGACCACUCCGCCCUGCAGCAAAGUUGUGGAGUGGAUCAUCUUUUCCAGACCUGUGUAUCUGUCCCACUCACAGUUGGAUGCUUUUUACUCCAUCUUUACAACUGAGCAACAGGACCACGUCAAGUCUGUUGAGUACCUGAGGAACAACUUCAGGCCCCUGCAGGACCUGGACAAUAGGAAGGUUUUUAAGUCAGCUGUAAAAGAUGCAUGGCAGAAAGAUUUGACUGAGAUCCUCGGAAGCCCUCAUAGCACCGAGGCUUCAAGAGUGUGCAGCAGUGCCCCAGUGAACAUGAAGAUCCAGCCGCUGAACCAGACGGCACUGAUGGUGAGCUGGGAACGCCCUCUGACAAUCUACCACCCGCCCAUCACCGGUUAUAUGGUCUCCUACAGCUGGGUGAAACGUGAUGUUGCAGAUGAAAAGACCUUCACCAAGACUGGGGACCAAAGGAUGAAAGCAGUCAUUACUAACGUGUCCCCUGACCUGCUGUACCUGUUCAGAGUGCAGGCAGUAUGCCAGCAUGACCUACGCAGUGACUUCAGUCAGACAUUGUUAUUCAGAGCAAAUACAACGAGAAUCUUUGAAGGAUCCCGCAUUGUGAAGACUGGGAUGCCCACAAUUUCUCCAGCUUCUUCAGCAGACAUGGCUCCCAUCAGCUCUGGUUCCUCCACUUGGACAUCUUCUGGGAUCCACUUCUCCCUUGUCUCCAUGGCAACUGGGAUGGGACCAUCCUCUAGUGGCAGCCAGGCAACCGUGGCAUCAGUGGUAACAAGCACUUUGCUGGCAGGCUUGGGUGUCGGUGGAGGGGUCAUCUCUUCUUUGCCCAGUUCAGUUGGACCCACACAGGCGCCGCAUGCCACCCAGAACCCAACACAUCCAUCCACCUCACCGGCAAAGGCCAAUACUGAACAGACAGCACCUCAGGGUGCUGAGACAGACAAGCAGUCUGAGGACAAACAGGCUGCCCGUGAAGGGGAGGAGGAAGAAGAGGAAGGGGAGAAUGAAGGAGAGCAGGAGGAAGAUGACCAGAAGAAGAAAAAGAACAAGAAUUCACCUGAUAAUGAGGAGAAGCAAGUGAACAGUACUGUAGUUGAAGAGCCUUUAAUUCCUUCCCCCGCAUCUACAGCCAAAGAAAAAGAAGGCGGCAAACCUACAGGUACUGGUACAGCAGUUCCUGUAAGCACUGGUGACAAGCAGCUGGUCAACAUGGAGAAGAAACCUACAGAAGCAAAUGCAGUCUCCACUCAGGAGCCCCGUAAUGACAGUGCCGAGAUGCAGAUCCCCCAGAGCUCUACAGUACGUCCAAAGAUUGAUAGGCAUGGAAAGAGUUCCUGGCCUUUCUCUGUCCACACUGACAGAACACCCCUGUCCAACAUGACACGGCCCCCAAACCCUGGAAUGGGCAGGAUGGUGUGGAUCGUCCCCCUGGUGGUGGUCUCUGCUCUUACUCUGCUGUGCCUCAUCAUGCUGCUAAUUGUGAUGGUCUACUGGAGAAUGACCAGCAUCUGUUCCCUGCUCUGCAGCAAGUACAGGAGGUUUUUCCAGACAGCUCAUUUCUACGUGGAGGAGAGCAGCUCUCCACGGGUGGUGGCCAAUGAGAAUAUUCCCAUCAUUCCUAUACCAGAUGACAUGGACGCCAUCCCUGUCAAGCAUUUUGUUAAACACAUCAUGGAACUCUACAAAAACAACAUGCAAGGUUUCGCUGAGGAGUUUGAGGAGGUCCAACGCUCCACAGUCGACCUGAAAAUCACAGCAGAACAUUCCAAUCAUCCCGACAACAAGCACAAAAACAGAUACAUCAACAUUGUGGCCUAUGACCACAGCAGGGUGAAAUUACGAGCUUUGGCAGGGAAAGAUGCCAAACAUUCAGAUUACAUCAAUGCCAACUAUGUGGAUGGCUACAACCAACCCAGAGCUUAUAUUGCUGCUCAGGGUCCUUUGAAGUCUACGUUUGAGGACUUUUGGAGGAUGGUGUGGGAGCAGAACACUAGAAUCAUUGUCAUGAUAACCAACCUUGUGGAAAAAGGGAGGAGGAAAUGUGACCAGUAUUGGCCAACAGAGAACAGCGAGCAGUAUGGAAACAUUGUGGUGACGCUGAAAAGCACCAAAGUGCAUGCCUGCUACACCCUGCGCCGUUUUCUUAUCAGGAACACUAAGGUUAAAAAGGGUCAGAAGGGGAAUCCAAAAGGGAAGCUAAAUGAACGCACUGUGGUUCAGUAUCACUACACUCAGUGGCCUGACAUGGGAGUACCAGAGUACACCCUUCCCGUCCUCACCUUCAUCAACCGCUCCUCAUCGGCUCGUACUACAGACAUGGGUCCAGUCCUGGUACACUGCAGUGCAGGGGUUGGGCGCACGGGAACGUACAUCGUCAUUGACAGCAUGCUGCAACAGAUCAAGGACAAAAGCACAGUCAGCGUCCUGGAUUUUCUCAAACAUAUACGCACACAACGCAACUACCUAGUCCAGACUGAGGAGCAGUACGUCUUCAUCCACGAUGCUCUGAUGGAGGCCAUCCUCAGCAAAGAGACAGAGGUGCCUGCCUGGCAGCUGCAUAGCUAUGUCAGCAGCAUCCUCACUCCCAACUCUACUGGCCGCACACGGCUGGAGAAACAGUUCAGGCUGCUGACUCAGUGCAACACACGCUCUGUGGAGUGCUUCAGCGCCCACAAAGACUGCAACAAGGAGAAGAACCGCAAUUCCUCAGUGGUUCCCUCGGAGCGAGCGAGGGUUGGACUCACCACUCUGCCUGGCAUGAAAGGAACAGAUUACAUUAAUGCAUCCUACAUAAUGGGCUAUUACAGGAGUAACGAGUUCAUCGUGACCCAGCAUCCUUUGCCCCACACCACCACAGACUUCUGGAGGAUGAUUUGGGACCACAAUGCUCAGAUUAUUGUCAUGUUGCCUGACAACCAGGGUCUGGCUGAGGAUGAAUUUGUUUACUGGCCAAGUCGGGAAGAGGCAAUGAAUUGCAUCACCUUCACAGUCACGCUCAUCAGUAAGGAUAGACUGUGCCUCUCCAACGAGGAGCAGAUCAUCAUCCAUGACUUCAUCUUAGAGGCCACACAGGAUGACUACGUUCUGGAGGUGAGACAUUUUCAAUGCCCUAAAUGGCCAAACCCCGAUGCUCCUCUCAGCAGCACCUUUGAGCUCAUCAGUGUCAUCAAGGAGGAAGCCAUGACCCGAGAUGGCCCCACCAUUGUGCACGAUGAGUAUGGAGCAGUGUCAGCGGGGAUGCUGUGCGCCCUCACCACGCUGUCCCAGCAGCUGGAGGAUGAGGGGCUUGUUGACAUCUAUCAGGUGGCUAAGAUGAUCAAUCUCAUGAGGCCGGGAGUCUUCACUGAUAUAGAGCAGUACCAGUACCUUUACAAAGCCAUGCUCAGCCUGGUCAGUAACAGAGAGUGCAGCCUGAGCCCCAUGCACAUGGACACUAAUGGGGUGGUGGUGAUUGCAGACGAGUCGGACCCUGGAGAGAGCAUGGAGUCUCUCGUCUGAGGACAUUCAUGCAGGCACUUAAUUUGUAAAAAUCCAAGAACUUUUCUGAGGCCUUUUUUGCCAGACUAUUGAUUAAACGAAUAACCUUAUUACUUUUUAUACUGAUAAAAGUUUUUUGAUAUUUAUGUUUUUGUCCUUUAUUUCUUGUCUUAAAUGUUCUCCUGCUGAGCAUUUGCACCUGUUUAAGUUGACAUGAGGAAAAAGCAGCUCUGUCCAGUUUGCACUAUACUAUCAGUGUUACUGCCUAAACCCAGUGAGUGAAACUUUUAAAUUCCGGCAUCGCAACAAAACUGGGAUCUUGGACCGCAUCGAGACCUUGAAGCAUGAAGAUCCGGACGAGGGAAGGCAACCCACUUCCAAUAAAGUCUCAACACAAAACACUCCAUCACCUGCUAACAUAGCCCAGCAUGUAUUUUCUCACUUCAGUCAUACUCUUUUGCGGCUCUGCUCAACGUGGGCGAAGUCUUUUUUUUUUUUCCUCACACAUGAAGAGACUCAUAGCUGCCUAUACAUUAUUGUCCCAGUAUCUCACUGCUGUCUGUAAAAUGUACUUAAUGGCUUAUUUUGUUAAAAGUGUGUUACAACAUCUAAUGUGAACAUUUAUUGCUUUUUACAGGGAUUUAUAUUGUUGUUUUGUAAUAUAUAUAUAUAUAUAAAUAUAUAUAUACACAUAUAUUAUAUCCUUAAUAGCCAGCUGUUAUGUUUUUCUUUUUUUUUUUUUUUUUUUCCUUUUUUUUUCUGUACAUUCUGUACACAUCUUUUGCAUAUUUGUCCACUGGCCUUGGUGAUGAUUCAUAUUUUGGAAGAUUUUGUAGCUUCUCAUGUAUUGCCUACAAAUCUCUAAUCAUGUCCUUUUAUUUUUCCCAGCUUUUGUUGUUGCUUUUUUUAACCUCAGCAGUCCAAGCUCAGCUGUUAUAACCCAUGUAUCUGUACCGACACAAUGAAAUGCCUACAAAAAAAAAAGAAAAAAAAAAAGAAGAAAAAAGUAUUCACUCCACACAAAGUUUUUCAUGUUUUAUUUUACAGCAUUUUAACACAGUUUAUGUAAUUCGCAUUUCGUUUUGACACUGAUCAACACACAAAAAGAGCUGUAGGUCAAGGUGAAAACCAAUGUUGGUGGGCUCAACAAAAUUAAUUCCAAAUGGAAAACAUCAAGUCAGCCCAAAAGUUUUUAUUUCCUUCGUAUUCAGUAGAAGAGUGUUUGAGGACGUGUCUAUCAGCUUUGUGCUUCUGGAUACUUAAGCGUUCUUCUGUGAAAUGCUGCCAAGCUGCUGUGAGUGAUGUGCAAAUCUUUUAAAGACUUGCCUCUAAUUCUCGACUGGACUGUGGUCUACGCUCCGACUUCACCGCUCUAGGACAUGAGACAUUCCUGCAGAAAUACUGCUGCAGCUCUUGCACAGUUUCCUGUAGGAAUUCUUUACGUUUCGCAGUUUUAGUAGAUUUUAAAGCGGAGGAGCAUCCUCUCCGGCCCUCCUGGUGAAGAUGCUAUUCAGUGCCUUGAAAAAAUGUUGUUAAUCCUUGUCCAAUGUUGGAACUUUUUAAGUUAACAUCAGCAUUUUCUUUUGAGUUUUCAUCUGCAUUUAUAAGACCUUUUUUUUUUUUGUCCUGAGAAACUGGAACUGUUGGACUUUGAAAAAAAUGUCAUCACACAGAGGUGUAACUUGUUAUGCAACCAGUGAUGAUUUAAAUCUCAGAAAAGGGGAGAUUCUUCACGAUUUGUGCAAUUUUUUUCAGUGUUGAUUUCCCACAAAUAUACAUGAAUUAAUAUAAUUUUUUUUUUUUUUCUUUUCAACUUUUUCUUUUUUUUUACCUUGACAUAAAAGUCUGCUGAUCAGUGUCCAGAAAAAAAGAGAAAAAAAAAUAAACAAUCUGUAAAUAAAUAAAACAUGAAAAAAUGAGGAGGUGAAAACUUUCUAUACACUGUAGUUUUUUUGGUGGGAUGAUGCUUUAUUUGUAACCAAAGAUGUGGUUCCAGUUUGAAACAAUGUAAGUGGUUUUGUCCUGAGAUCUAUUUAAUCAACAAGAAUUUAAAAUCAAAAUUGUUAAAAGCGUGCAGUACAGAUUUCCAGUGUCAAAGGUGUGAAUUUAACCAGAAUUAAGCAUGUUUCUGUUCAAGCCUCAGGAACUCACCUUCCAGAUAAUCUGACUUUGUGAUGCUUUCCUCACAUUAGAAAAUAAGGUUUCAAAUCCAGACUGUAAAUUGUAUUUUAUUUGGGCCGAUAUUCGUCUCUGCGUUAUUUUGUGGCGAUAAUUAUAAUCCCUUUUCAACCCUG
Molecule: messenger RNA, 7118 nt
Organism: Melanotaenia boesemani (Boeseman's rainbowfish)
Lineage: Eukaryota; Metazoa; Chordata; Actinopteri; Atheriniformes; Melanotaeniidae
Gene: ca16b
Product: carbonic anhydrase XVI b
Exons: 30
Coding region: 586-4845 (1419 amino acids)
Biological process (GO): protein dephosphorylation
Molecular function (GO): protein tyrosine phosphatase activity; protein binding
Source: RefSeq, a predicted model, not a curated record